AUGUCUGGCGAUACUCUGGCGCAAAAGGACUCGCCGAUUAUUAUCGUCGGAGCAGGUGUUUUCGGUCUUAGCAGUGCGAUUCAUCUAGUGCAGCGAGGAUUCAUCAAUGUGACUGUUUUCGACAAGCAGCCGUACCAUGAGACACUGUAUGACUUUGAGAAUGGAUGCGAUGCUGCGUCGGCUGAUUGCAAUAAGAUCAUCCGCGCCGCAUACGGCGAUGAAACCUGGUACCAGAAUCUAACGCUCAAUGCGAUCCAGCAAUGGAACAACUGGAACCAAUCCCUGGCGCAAGGACAAAAACUACCACCAGGAAUGACAAAAAAGGACCGCAUCUACGUGGACUGCGGCAACUACCACAUUGGCGACGAGGGACCUAAUCCAUUUGAGCAGCGCUCGAUCGCGAACCUUACCAAAGUCGGACUGGGCCAUACACAGUAUCUUUUCCAUAAUGCUAAGGAAGUGGAGAGAGCAAAAUCGGAUGGACACGGACACGCGAUUGAUCCAUUUCAUCUAUCGAGAGAUGGGAAGGGAUACCAGGGCUACUUUGAUGCCGUGGGCGGAUUUGUGUACGCCGAUAAGGCAUGUCGAUAUGCUUUGCAUCUAGCACAGGAACUUGGGAUCAAAUUCGUCCUCGACAAACAGAAAGGCCUAUUUGAGCGCUUCUACGAAUCCAACGGAACAGUCCAGGGAAUCAUCACAUCCGACGGCGCAAUCCACCAAGCCAACUUGACUAUCAUCGCCUGUGGUGGUUGGUCUCCCAGCGUUCUCCCCGAACUCGAUGGCCUUUGUGAGACGACAGCAGGGUCCGUCGCAACGAUCCAGAUCCCAGCAAACAACCCGCAUCUCUGCCAGCGCUUCUCACCCGAGAGCUUCCCCGUGUGGCAGUACAAAGUCCGCGCUGGGGCAAACGGUAACCUCUACGGCUUCCCUAUCGACGAGAAGGGCGUGAUGAAGCUUGGGUAUCGUGGAACGAAGUAUACGAACCCGCAGGUCCAGGCUAACGGUGCUGUCCGUAGCGUGCCCAUUACCCGAUGGACUGCACCGGAAAGCAUCACCGGCCUUCCUGAGAAAUCUGUGCAGGUUAUCCGCACGUUCUUGGAUACUUAUCUUCCGGAGUUGCAAGAGAAUGGGUUACAUGUUACUGGGACCCGGUUGUGCUGGUACACAGACUCGUUUGAUAACCAAUUUGUGAUAGAUGCGGUGCCAGGAAAGACCGGUGUUCUGAUAGCCACGGGAGGAAGCGGUCAUGCUUUUAAGUUCCUCCCGGUACUCGGGAGCUUCGUCGCUGAUCGUAUUGAAGGCGGUGCCAAGAGUGCCGUUGGAAAAGAGAUGUUGCAACGGUGGCGAUGGCGAAGUCUCCAAGAUGGCGAGCAGCCAACGAAUGCCAUUAUGAAAGGACUUGACGAUCCCAACGCACUGCAACGAGUGCAUCUGGUGCAAGAUCUGAGCGAUAAAGCCAAGCUAUAG
Messenger RNA from Aspergillus chevalieri, 1467 nucleotides. RefSeq lists its product as uncharacterized. Bases 1 to 1467 code for a protein of 488 amino acids. The transcript has 2 exons. Gene Ontology annotation, molecular function: flavin adenine dinucleotide binding; sarcosine oxidase activity. The record is from RefSeq and is a predicted model, not a curated record. Lineage: Eukaryota; Fungi; Ascomycota; Eurotiomycetes; Eurotiales; Aspergillaceae.